AUGAGUUCUAGCCAGCCUGAACCUGGUGCCUGGGAACCCCAAAGUCCCCGCCCACAGCCCCUGUCCCAGAGUUCUUCCAGCUUGCUGUGUGAAGGCCGUGAGCAGAGACCGGAGCUGCGCAAGAGCGCCAGCAGCACUGUAUGGCAGGCGCAGCCGGGAGAGGCCAGCACGAGUCCCCGGACUCCGGAGGAAGAGGGGUGCCAGACGGAGAGCGUGGAACAAGCACAGGCUCCGAGCCCUUGGUCACAGGGUGGUGCUGGAGGCCACUGGAGAAGCAGGACUGUCGGUAACGUGUCUACCAUGGGCAUCAGCGACCUGUGUCGCCUGCGGGCCCCCAGCAUGGCAGCUGUGCAGAGGAGCCACUCAGACUUGGUCCACAGCACCCAGACCCGGGGUCGUGGCGGUGCUCAGAAGGCCAGUCUCAGUUGUUCUGCCCUUGGCAGCUCACCUGUCCAGAGGGCUCAGCUGCAGCCUGGGAGUGUUGCUGGCCCAGAUGGCCAGACUCCUGCAGUCCUGCAGAGUGACCUGACCCCGGAGGAUGUGGCUUCUAAAUCAGCCCUCGUGUUGGGGGAGAGUCAGGUGUUGGUGCCAACUGUAGAACUGGAAGGCACAACUGGUCUCAUCAGCAGUCCCCAGGGUGGACCCAAAGCGACUGGACAGUCAUCUACCACUUCCUGCCAGGCUCUGCCCCCAGCUGCUCUGCUCUGCAGGAUGAGAGAGGCUACAUCUGGCGGCUGCUGCCAUGCUCUGCCCGCUACCGGCAUCUUGGCCUUUCCCAAAUUGGUAGCAUCCGUGAGUGAGUCUGGGCUGCAGGCUCAGUGUGGGAUGAAAUUCCACUGUAAGUUGCCUGGGGGGGUUUCUGGGCACCCUCACUGCUGUGUCCACCCUUGGGGGCCUACAGGGCUAGCCACAGAAUCUGGUUCCAGGACCAAAGAUGUGUGGACCAUGACCUCAGCCACUGACUUGGCCUUGAGUGUGGCCUCAGCCCAGGAUGCUGGGGUUCAGGUAGCUCCAGUGGCAGCCUGCAAGGCUGUGGCAACCAGCCCGUCCCUGGAAGCACCUGAGACUCUGAACAUGUUUCCAGAGGUAAUGCUGGGGUCCAGCCUGGAAGAAGCAUCAUCGCCCGUGAGGGACGUGCGAUGGGAUGCUGAGGGCAUGACAUGGGAGGUGUAUGGGGCCUCAGUGGACCCUGAGGUGCUUGGCAUUGCCAUCCAGAAGCACCUGGAGAUGCAGUUUGAGCAGCUGCAGCAGGCACCAGCCAGCGAGGACAGUCUAUCUACAGAGGGCCGCCGGGGCCCCCUGCGGGCCGUCAUGCAGUCGCUGAGGCGCCCCAGCUGCUGUGGCUGCUCAGGAGCUGCUCCAGAAUGAGGAACUGUGACCCCGAAGCAGGCCUGGACUCUAGACUUGAUCCCAGACCAGUGACAGGCACAGCGAAGACUCGGUGUCACCAGAACCCACCCUCUCACUUGCACACCAGCCUUGGGCUUGCGGUUCCAUGCAGCUGGGCUGUCUUUUAAGGGCUUGAUUCCCAAGAGCCACCUCUCCAUGCUGGCCUCUGGACUUGGGACAGGGAUUUUGCAUUGCACAUCAGUGAAAUCCCGGUUUCUUUCCUGUAAAAGUACUUAACCUUUUGUUUAGUCCAUCCGCAGAACUUGCUGUUACUCCCCCAGGAGUCUCGGUGGUUUUAUUUUUAAUAGCAUUGCUAGGAAAUAAUGAAUUUUUACAUUA
This is a messenger RNA of Myodes glareolus (Bank vole), 1728 nucleotides long. It is a transcript of the gene Gprin2, whose product is annotated as G protein regulated inducer of neurite outgrowth 2. Gene Ontology annotation, cellular component: plasma membrane. Gene Ontology annotation, biological process: neuron projection development. The record is from RefSeq and is a predicted model, not a curated record. NCBI's taxonomy places the organism in Eukaryota, Metazoa, Chordata, Mammalia, Rodentia, Cricetidae.